Colletotrichum tamarilloi is the source of this 1063-nucleotide messenger RNA. RefSeq lists its product as uncharacterized. Gene Ontology annotation, molecular function: oxidoreductase activity, acting on the CH-CH group of donors. The annotation marks the transcript as partial. The record is from RefSeq and is a predicted model, not a curated record. The transcript has 2 exons. NCBI's taxonomy places the organism in Eukaryota, Fungi, Ascomycota, Sordariomycetes, Glomerellales, Glomerellaceae.
GUGUGACGGCGUUGUGUCGCGUGUGCUCCCUGUGCGGGCCGGGACCAAGCCGCUGGACCACUCCAUCACGACGUUUCACAACGUGAGGCUUCAGCCCGAAGCGCUUCUGGGAUCGGCGUCGCGAGGUGACAACGAGCGAGAGGAGUUUCUUGCCCACAUCUGGAGGGUAUCCGUCGGCACGCUCUCACUCUCCAUCAUGGGGGUGUCUGCCAUCCGAGUUGCGGGCUGCAUCGCCGCCCUGUACAGCCAGCGUCGUCUGGUCGGAGAUAGGAACAGACUGCCCAUCAUGCAGUUCAGCACACAGCAGAGACCGAUCCUGGAAGCCCUGGCGCACGGGGAAGUCUUGCAUGCAUAUGCCAAGUGGAGCGUUGGCGAGUUCACCAACCACAAUCACAACGCAGACGUCCGCCGAGGGAUCGCUACCGUCUUCAAAGUCUUGGUUGUGCGAUCGUCUCGUUUACUUCACGAGCUGGCGGAGCGAUGUGGCUGGCAGGGCCUGUACGCGCACAAUCAGAUAAGCGAACUCGCAUCAACCUUCCAGGGGAACUCCGUGGCCGAGGGUGACACUCUUGUUAUAAGCAUUCGAUCUCUUGCCAUGUAUGAAGCCGGGAUGAUCGAAGAGGUUGCGAGAGACAAAAACCUCGCACUCGGCGCAUCCGGCAGCUUGAGGGGCACGGCCUAUAAUAACAGCGUUCUCCCUCGAUGCAGAGCGAUGGUGGAGGCCAUUGGACAGCGCAUGGCCUACGAGGCAGCUCAGGCGCAAGGCAACAUCGCGCCCGAGGUGCUCGAUGUGUUUGAAAAGUCUUGCAUUCAGAAGGAUCCGUCCUGGUUUGUCGAAAACGACUACGGCACUCGAUCUGCGUUGCGGGACGACGAGAACAGGGCAUACUCCAACUUGCUGCCCCUCUUGCCCACGCUGAUGGAAAGGGCCAAUGCUAAAGACUACAUCACGGCGCCGUUGGUUGAAGAGGGAGACAUGGAAGACUUCAUCAAGACCCUGCCGGCUUUUGGGGCUCGUACGGACGACGUGGUAGCAGAGCGGGCCCCAAAGUCCAGACUUUGA